AUUGCAGCAACCUUUCGGUUUUGCCAGUCAAACUUUAGGCAGUUUGUCAUAUAGAAGACGAAAUUGAUUUAAUACAGUUUCGAGCUGAAAAUAUUUAUAAUGAAGCUUUUUGAAGGAAUAUUACUGCUAUUUCUGACGAUUGGAUUUGGAUCGGCAAUUUUGGUUGACGCAUCUGCAAACACUGCUACUUCAGAAGAAUCCUGUGUAGGAAGAUGUAUGGGAGUGUGGAAUGCAUCAGAAUCAUGUCAUUGCAAUGAAAAUUGUGCGAAGUAUCCCGACUGCUGCGACGAUUACAUCGAUGUGUGCCUGAACGAAAGCACAAGUAGUUGUUAUGGAAGAUGCUUUGAAGUAUUUGGUUUUAUUUCAAACGCUAGCUGCUAUUGUGACGACGAAUGUUCAAAGUACGGCAACUGUUGCAACGACUAUGUACCUAUGUGCGCAAAUGAAAGUCUAUGUGAAAACAGAUGCUUCGUUUGGUAUGACUCAAGCCUACCUUGUCAGUGUAAUGAUUUAUGUCCAAAGUAUGGAAACUGCUGUCCUGAUUACCACGAAAGUUGUCUUCCAGGAUCAUGUAUGGACAGAUGUGGAGACCGGAACAACACUUUAGGAUGCCAUUGUGAUAGUCAGUGUUCAACUGAAUAUGAUUGUUGUGAGGAUUUCGCUGAUUCUUGCACAACUGAAGGAUCUUGCGAAAAAAUGUGUGGUAGUGAAUACGAUCCAUCCAGAUCAUGCCAAUGUAAUGACGAUUGUGCCAAAUACGGCAACUGUUGUGAUGAUUACGAAGUUUUGUGCCAAGAUUUUUACCUUUGCAACGGUGUGUGCAACAUCACAAAGGAGGCUUGCGACUGCACAGAAUCUUGUUUACAAGAUAAGACCUGUUGUACAGAUUAUGAACAAUCUUGCAAUGACGGAACUUCUUGGUUAGAAGAUGAAUGCACCAAAGACGAAGAGAUGAUUUGUCCGAAUGGAUUCGACAUUGCACCCGUGAUAUUGUUUUCCUUGGAUGGAUUUCGCGACAGCUACCUUUUUCGACACGAAACCCCUAAUUUAUGGAAACUAGCCUCUUGUGGGGUCCAUGCGCCUUACGUCAGAUCAGUAUAUCCGACACUAACUUUUCCGAAUCAUUACUCCAUAGCUACGGGAUUAUAUCCAGAGUUUCAUGGAAUAGUUGGAAAUAGAUUCUAUGACCACGAUUUGGAUGAGGAAUUCAGACUCGGAGCACCUGAAACAAGCGACCCACGUUGGUGGGGUGGAGAGCCGAUCUGGGUAACAGCUAGUAAUCAAGGUCUAAAAAGUGCUUCUUACUACUGGGUUGGAUCAGACGUCAAUAUCACAAGAUAUCCAGAUUAUUAUUAUCCAUACGGGUCGGAUCCAUACGAAGCUCGAAUUUACCAGGUUUUGAAAUGGCUGGAUAUGCCUGCAAAAGACCGACCAUCUAUAAUAACGAUGUAUAUGGAUAUGGUUGAUCAUGCUGGACACGAUUCUGGACCAGCUGGUCAUGAAGUUGACGUAGCAAUCAGUCAAGCAGAUGACAUGGUUGGAAUGUUGAUGGACGGAUUAAAAGCUAGAAAUUUGGACAAAUGUGUCAAUAUUAUGAUAUUAGCUGAUCACGGCAUGGCAAAUAUUUCCUGUGAUCAACUGACGUAUAUUGACAAAUAUGGUGUUAAUAUGGAUAACGUAUACUUCCGUGGUGGAGCUCAUGGUCGAGUGGGAAAAAGUAAAAACAAAGCCUUGUGGGAUCAAUUUGACGCAGAAGAUAUAAAAAACAAAUUACAAUGUAAACGUGACGAGACACAUUUUCAGACAUUUUUGAAGUAUGAAUAUUUUCCAAAACGACUUCACCAUUCUUAUAGUCCAAGGAUCGAUGACGUCAGCUUGCUUAUGGACGAUGAAUGGAUAAUAGGAGGGCGGACUGGAUCCUAUACUUCGUGCAAUGGUGGAACUCAUGGUUGGGAUAAUGAGAAUAAACAAAUGAGAGCUUUGUUUGUUGCGCACGGUUCAUCUUUGAAGAGGGGAUACAACUUGACGGAAUCAUUUGAAAACAUUCAACUUUACAACUUCAUUAUAGAAGAUCUACUCAAUCUACAAGCGCCACUUAACAAUGGAACAUCUGAAAGCCUCGUACAUUUACUUAGAACCCGACCCGUUCUGCAACCUAGACCAGAUGGAGAAUUACCUUUUAACUGUCCCUAUCCAAACUCGAACAUAGCUUCGGCUACAUUGGGAUGUCCAAUAUGCCAGGGCGAAGAAGAGGCUAACGAAUUGUUGAAUUUGUCCAACGAUGAAAAACUUGAAGCAGAAAAUAGAAAUAUGCUAGUGGGAAAACCCGGUAUUUAUCCGGUUUUCGAAGGAGAAAUGGUCAAAUAUUGUAAUCUAUUUCAAUCUGAAUAUGUCACUGUGUACAAUUGGGAAAGAAAACUUCCUUUUUUUACACAAUUUGUUUUGGAUAGAAAGAUAAGAGAAAUGAGUUCAACUUCACAAUGUCUUCGACCAGAUAUCAGAUUGAAUUCCCAAUAUUCUUUCAGUUGCAGCGAUAUUGAAAACAAUCCGAAUAUAUCCAGAGUAUUUUUGUAUCAACCAGCUUUCUCCACGGAACGAAAAAGUGAUGCUGAAAUUUUGUCGAACACCAUUCCUGUCUACAAACCGUUUGUAGCAGUAUGGGAACAGUUUGCUAAAGUUCUGAACACUUGGGCUGGUUUAUACAAUGGUAUUUCUGUAGUUGCUGGGCCAAUUUUUGACUACGAUUUUGAUGGAAAUUCUGAUACAGAAGAAAUUAUUCAACAAAAAGCGAAUUUUAUAGUACCUGGUGACAAAUCGUCUACUCCAAUCCCUACUCAUAUAUUUGUUUUUGCCAUGAGAUGUAGAAACUAUACUUCCUCUGAGAAUGUCCGACAGUGUUCACAGAAUCCACAAAAAAUGGACGUCAUUAGUUUUAUUAUUCCAAACUACGCCGAGGAUCCGUGUUACAAGGAUACCAUGGAUACAAACGAAUGGGUUUCACAAACUGUUUUUGAACAUGUUGCCAGACUCCGUGACGUGGAACUUCUUACAGCUGUUUCUUUCUUGUCUAAUUGGAGAAAUGCAGAUUCCACUCAAGAUGAGAGAAUGGAGGCAAUCAGAUUAAAAGUCCAUUUGCCUGAGUUUGAAAAAGAUUGGAUGCAAGAUUUUAAAGAAAAUAUUACACCCAGUCCAGACUUGUACAGUACAACGAGUAAAGCUGGAAAUUCGUCAGUUUAUUCGCGUUAUCUUUUGCUUCUCUGUCUAUCCGCCGCUGCAUUCUCGAAAAAAUUAUAACACGUUUAUAUUCAUGUUUAUUUCCCUACAUAAUAAGAUAGCCUAAUCAUUAAGAGUCAUUGUUGAUAAAAACUAGUUUAGUAUUAAGUAUCAAUAGUUCAUUUAGUAACUAUUACCUGUUGCAAAUAAAUUAAAAAAAAUUAUGCGCACACGUUGCAAGAAUAAUUCAAGAAAAAUAUUAGAAAAAAGGUUUGUAGAUAAUGGCGUGAAUGAGGGAAAAUCAACUUUACCAAAUUUUCCAAUUCUACCGAAUAGCUCAAAUUUUUUUUAUGUGAAUUUAUUGCAAAUAAUAAAUUUAUAUUGAAAUAGUUCUCAGAUAUUGGAAUAUCGUUUUUUAUUAGGCUUCUGUUAGUAAUGACAGUCAUUCAAUUAUAAAAAUUAAAAUAAUAAUAUUAGCAUUUUGUAAAUCUGUACAGCAAAUAAUUCUAGAUCCCUUUUCGUGAUUUAUAGACACGUGUUUCAAAUAGGGAAAGUCUAAAACGAGGACCGGUUUAUACACCCGUUACAUAAACUGAUAAAUGAUACCCCCGGUGUCAAACCAGAACUGAAAAGGGCACAAAAUUAACCCGUAAAUGAUUGUUUAGCUUACUUGUUGUUGCUGAGGGUCAUCGAAAAACCCGUUGAUCAUCUGCGGCCUUAUGGUACUGACGAUAAUUGUUACGCUUAAUUAGGAUUUGAGGCAUUUGAUUACCUGCUGGUUAACGUGUUUAUCACAUAGUUGACUGAGGUGCUUACCUUCGUAUCACUGAAUUUAAGCAAUGUUUUUUCUUUUAUAUUCAUGAGUUGAUAAUUAUUUUGUAAAACUGUAAUAUUUGUCGUGUAUUUCAUAUUACCAAAAUUUCAGACUACCUAUACAAGUUAAUUUCGCUCAAUAAAAAUUGAAACAAAAUAUUCAUUUCAAAAUACAUUCCAAAAGUUUGACAACAUAUAAAAUUAUUUCAGUGUUUAGCGUCGGACCUAACAAGCUUCAUAAGUUUUUAUGAACAUUUUCGCUUGCUUAUAAAAUGAACUGUUUAAGAUAGUCUGUUUGCUCAUCUUCACCUACUAUUCAGAUAUUUGCUGCCUCAACCUGUCACGUAACAAGAGAAAACAAUUUACGUAAUUCAAAUCAGCAGUCAUUCGUGGUUUAACAACAGCGUUGUUGAAACUUAUAUUCGAUUUGAAUAAAAUGUGAUUUCCCACUCAUAUAAUCAGUUAUUGAAAGUGAUCAUCACAGAGUACUGAACACAAUAAGUGUUAGGUAAAUGAUAGAUUCUGAUUACUUCGGAAAUUGAAGAGAAUUAAACUGAAUCAUUGACACAUUUGUAAUUUGUAACUCUUCAUCGCUGUACUAAUUUUUUUUAUCACAAAAAUUGUUUUCAUUUGUAGAAAAUUUGCUUUUCAGG
Styela clava is the source of this 4679-nucleotide messenger RNA. RefSeq names its product venom phosphodiesterase 2-like. NCBI's taxonomy places the organism in Eukaryota, Metazoa, Chordata, Ascidiacea, Stolidobranchia, Styelidae. Gene Ontology annotation, molecular function: hydrolase activity; metal ion binding; nucleic acid binding. The record is from RefSeq and is a predicted model, not a curated record.